Raphanus sativus (radish) is the source of this 1700-nucleotide messenger RNA. Its product is annotated as F-box protein At4g18380. The transcript is spliced from 2 exons. Lineage: Eukaryota; Viridiplantae; Streptophyta; Magnoliopsida; Brassicales; Brassicaceae. Bases 145 to 1290 code for a protein of 381 amino acids. Gene Ontology annotation, molecular function: protein binding. The record is from RefSeq and is a predicted model, not a curated record.
AUUGAAAAAGAAACUCGUGGAUCUAAAACCAACUCCCUUCCUCUUUAUAUCCUCUCUCUCUCUCAAAGAUUCCUUUCCUCUUCUUCUUCCUCCCUCCAUGCGUUAUCUCCUCUCGAAGAUCUGAAGAUUCCUCCUCCUCAUUCAAUGGCCGUUAUCCACCGUUCAUCGGAUCCCCUCUCUCGGAUCCACCCGGAACCGCUAGACCAAACCGACUUCUUCGACCACCUCCCGGACCCCCUCCUCCUCCUCGUCUUCAACCGCAUCGGCGACGUCAAAGCCCUCGGCCGAUGCGGCGUCGUUUCCAAGAGAUUCCACUCCCUCGUUCCCCAAGUCGAAAACGUCGUCGUCCGCGUCGACUGCGUCAUCUCCGACGACGACGACGAUUCCUCCUCCUCUCUCUCCUCCGACAAGCCUCCUCGCUCCUCCGCCGCCUCUCCCUUCUCCGCCAUCUUCCGCCUCAUCUUCAAGCCCUUACACGCUCUGACGCAGCUCCUCUCCACCACGAAACGCUCGUCGUCGUCGGCGUCGUCUCCUUCCUCUUCGCUGUCUAUCACCGGAGGAGAAGACGGAGAGAUCGAGCACGGCGGCGUGACUCACCACUCCCCCACGCAGGUCCUCAAAAACUUCAACGAGAUUCGUCUCCUCCGCAUCGAGCUCCCCGCCGGCGAGUUGGGGAUAGACGACGGCGUUUUGCUGAAAUGGCGGGCGGAGUUCGGGUCGACUCUCGAGAAUUGCGUCAUCCUCGGGGCUUCCUCCGUCGCGGCGGCCACGGAGCCGCCUUCCGGCGAGACCACCGCGGCGGCGGUGGCGGAAGACAACGGGAGCAUACCGGAGUCGUUCUACACAGACGGAGGUCUUAAGCUUCGUGUCGUGUGGACGAUCAGCUCCUUGAUCGCCGCGUCCGCGAGGCACUACUUGCUUCAGCCGAUCAUCGCGGAGCACAAGACGCUCGAUAGCUUGGUGUUGACGGAUACCGAUGGGCAAGGAGUGCUUUGUAUGAACAGAGAUCAGUUAGAGGAGUUGAGGGUGAAACCCUUGUCUGCUUCUUCGGCUUCUAAGAGGACCCUUGUGCCGGCUUUGAACAUGAGGCUUUGGUAUGCUCCUACUUUGGAGUUGCCAGAUGGGACUGUGUUGAAGGGUGCGACUUUGGUGGCGAUUAGACCUAGUGACUCCAAGAAGGAGGUGUGUGAUGUCUCUUGGGUUUCCUCUGCUUUCGAUGGGGUUUAUGGGAUGGCUGCUAAGAUGCUGGUUAAGAGAAGGACUUACUGUCUUGAAAUGAACUCUUUCUAAGGUCCAAGAGGUCUUGAGGUGGAUCCUGAAGGCUGACCAGGUUUUGAAUAGAGACUACAGUGCAUAAGAUCAGUUUUGUCAUUCUCAGAUUCACCACCAUUGGGGCUAUAGAAUUAAUGACUCAAUGCUAUCUGUUCUUGGUGAAGAAGAUCUCUGAUCUACUCAGCUUCUAGUUCCGGCUGCUCAGACACCAGAAACCGCAUCAGCUGGCUGCUCUUUUUUUAUUUUCAGCUCGCAUAGCAAUCGUGCAAGAGCAAGUUUCUAUCUUACAAAAAUCUUCCUCUGUGCAUCUUUCUUUGAUUAUUAUGUUAAUAUUAUUUGUAGGUAAGUAAUACAGUUUGAUUUUCCCUUGUCUUUAUAUGUUUCUCCCAAGUUGUUAAAUAAAAUAAAAUUGAGAGCAAUUGCAAGUA